Anopheles darlingi is the source of this 3354-nucleotide messenger RNA. Its product is annotated as M-phase inducer phosphatase-like. The coding region runs from base 160 to 2271 and encodes 703 amino acids. Lineage: Eukaryota; Metazoa; Arthropoda; Insecta; Diptera; Culicidae. Gene Ontology annotation, molecular function: protein tyrosine phosphatase activity. Gene Ontology annotation, biological process: positive regulation of G2/MI transition of meiotic cell cycle; protein dephosphorylation; positive regulation of G2/M transition of mitotic cell cycle. The record is from RefSeq and is a predicted model, not a curated record. The transcript is spliced from 3 exons. Gene Ontology annotation, cellular component: cytoplasm; nucleus.
UGCUGACCGCAGCGAGCGCUGGACAUUCGAAGUUAGAAGAAGCGAAAGAUAAAGGGAGAGAGUGUUCGUGUCGAUCGAUCGUGUUGUUCUGCAGCUGGAAUCUCGAACUUCGACACCCCACAGCUCUUCAUCAUCAGCAGCAAGCGCGCCAUCAUCAUCAUGUUUAUCGACGAGAACCUUGACUUCGACAUUGUCGAGUGCACCAGCCGCUUUACACUCAACUCGGCUGGUCGUUCACCGGCAACGCGACGGGCGGAACAGCGUCAGCGCAGCGUUCAGCGACGGGCGCGCGCCAACCCACUGCGGAUGAUUCACGACGAUGGUAAACUGUUCGGAUCCCCGUCGAAGGAAGCGCUACCCUCGGAGGAGCUGUCCUUCUACCAGAGCCACAGCCCUCAGCAAAGCCCCCGACCAUGCAGUCCCUGUACCAUCUGCCCGGAGGAGGACGCAUUGAUGGGGGAACUGCUACCAUCGGAGAGCAAUACGCCCAACAAGCAUCAACCGAUCCUCCAACAUGUCGUCGUGGCCGUAGUGGAUGGGGAUGCAAAUCGAAGCACCAACACCACCACCCUCACCUCCUCCUCUACGAGCACAACAUCGACUGCAGUAUCUGCAUCGGCCAUCGGCGUCCUGGGGUACAAUCGUGUACGGCGGCCACUGGAAGAUCAUGAUACGAACUCGAUGGAUUCGGGAUACGGUGCGAGCGUGCUGAACGAUGGUGGUGUUCUCGGAUCAUCGCUAGGGGGAACCGGAAUCACCGGAGUAGGAGGAGGAGCGUCCGCGGGUCUGAUGAAGGGCCAUUCGAUGUUCCGGUUUGCGACCUCCUCGUCCAGUGGCAGCAUGUCACGCCACAGCUCUUCAUCGCCUUCAUCGCGCCGACUGCUCAGUAGUCUGUCGUCCGGUUCCAUGGAAUCGAUGGACGAUCUGGAGCUGUUCGAUAUGGAAGCGAUGCAGGAUGAGGAGCUGAGCAGCGGACGGUUGCAGCAGCAGCACCAGCAGCAAAAGCAACACUUUCUGCACCAGCAAUCGGCUCAGCAGCAUCAGCAGCAACAGCAGCAGCUACCGGAGGCUGGUGGAAUGUUGCUGCCCAGUGGGCUAAACACGUUGAUCUGUGGUACGAUCAAGACGACGAAAACGAUGACUACGCCGGAGCUGAAGCGCCCGUUUGUGCGCCGCUGCCUUAGCCUCACCGAGAACACGAACAACAAGCUGAACAACAUGCAAUCCGGCACCGGUAACCCCGCCGCUGGCACUAACCACCCGCUCAUCCCGUCGCUCAUCAUCGGUACACCGACGCAGAUGAAAACGCCGGAGCAGCGAUUCGGUCGUCGGUUGAUCGCGAUCGAAGAUCAGGAAAAUUGCAAUCUAACCCCGUUCUCGUCGCGAUCGACCACGACGGAGGGCAUGGCACGGUGCUUCAAGCGCCCGGAACCACCCGGUGUCAGUCCGGUGCAGAGUAAACGGUGCAAAACGAUCGACGGUUCGCCGAAGCUUGCCCUCAGCAGCGUACUGGACAGCCCAUCGCGUACCACUGUGCCAGUGGUGAUGCUGAAGAAACCCGUCUACCAGAAGUCGAUCUCGAUGAACGAUGCGCAGAUCAUGAGUGCACUGUCGCGAUCCUCCUCCGAACCGGAUCUGAUCGGGGACUUUAGCAAAUCCUACGUGCUACCGCUGAUGGAGGGUCAGCAUCGGGAUUUGAAGUCGAUUUCCGGCGAUACGAUGGCACGGUUAUUGCGCGGUGAGUUCCGCGAUAAGGUGGCGAGCUUCAAAAUCAUCGACUGCCGGUACCCGUACGAGUUCGACGGGGGUCAUAUACGGGGCGCGAAGAAUCUCUACACCCAGGAGCAGAUCAUUGAGGAGCUGAUCAACGGCAACAAAACGGAAUCGGCAAACGGAAGCAGCACGACUGAUGGCGGUCAGCAGGAUGGUUCGGCGACCGGCGUACGGCGCAACAUUAUCGUCUUUCACUGCGAGUUUUCCUCCGAGCGUGGACCAAAACUAUCACGCUUUCUGCGCAACCACGAUCGCAUCAUAAACUCGGACAGCUAUCCCGCCCUGCACUAUCCCGAAAUCUAUCUCCUGCACGGUGGUUACAAAGAGUUCUUCAAGGCGCACGCCACGUUAUGCGAUCCGAUCGCCUACCGGCCGAUGCUAGAUCCCGAGUUCGGUGACGCUUACCGGCAUUUCCGCGCCAAGUCGCGUAGCUGGAGUGGGGACGGUUCGACGUGCACGGUAAAAGCAACAAAAACCCGUUCACGGCUCGUCCUGUGAGUGAAUCUCUCUGUGUGUGCUAAGACUCCUCCUGCCAGCUAAGCUGCUGUUGCUGCUGCUGUUCACGCCGCAACCACCACCGUGAUCAUGAUCGACCGUAAGCUACAAACACUCCUCCUUCCCGUUCCUGCUGGGGAGGGGGAUUGGGUGAAAAACAGUUCUGCAAUAGUUCAACUUACUGCUUACUUCUAAGGAUCAACGCACAGUCCCUACAAACGUCGUAGCCCUUUUGCCCCCGGAUGUAGAAACCAUAGCCAUUGUUCUUGUUAUAUUUUUAAAUUGCUAUAUAUUAUAAUUUCCUUCAUAAAAAGACGUAUAUGUGCGCGGGCAAUGCGUGCAUCCGAAGCGUGUCAGGAUCAGAAUCGUAGCAUCUUACAACUGUUGAUUAGCGCUAUUGAAACGCAAGGAAACAAACAUCUGGUGUCAUGACUGAUCUUUCCCAAUCCACGUGUACACGCGCAUUCGUUUCAGUGGAGUGUCUAUUUUUUAUGUUUCCGUUUGUUAUGAAUGUAUAAUUUUUAUCUGUGAUUUAGGAAUUGCGUUUAUUUUUGGUUUUUUUUUUCCUUCACCUUAAACUGAAUUCUACCCCAGAGCAAGCCACAGAAAUAGGACGCAAUACCGAACGAUCACACAGCGGAAAGAGGGAGGUUUAGCGGUAAAUUGCACAAAAAAAAAACGAAGCUCAGCACAGCACUAGGGCAGAGAACAGUUUGAACUAUAACAGACAGAUAAUUACCAGUCAAAGCUUUACUUUAGCCUGUGGACUCGCCGUCGAAUGGUCCGAACACUCGUACGAAUUGCUACUGAAUCAGUUUCGUAAGAAAGUGCAAAUUAGAUAGUUAUUUGAGAAGUGAAAAGAUAGAAUUUUUGGAUGCAGCUACAGCUUUCUUGUGAAAUGCGACGAACGCAAAAGAGGAAAUACGCAGAGCCAAACUGUGCACCAGCAACCAUCAUCAGCAAAGCGUGUGACUUUGACUUUUGUUCAUUCGUUCUUCCGAGGCUAGUACGCGCAGAGAACAGGAGGAGGGGUCAUGCACUGUCCAAGACAUGAGGCGACCCCAGGAACAAGAGACGAUGAUGAGG